GACACACGCUGUGGACUUUGGAAAACCCAUUUGGGACUUACAGACUGUUUAAUAGGCCAUAGCGGACUGACCAUGAGGCUACAAUGGGCCAUCUCUUUCCUUCAGGCUUACCUGAUGCUGGCGGUCGCCAUGUAUUUUGAUCUGGGCGAGCAGGAGGAGCGAUGCAUCAUUGAGGAGAUUCCCCAGGACAUGCUGGUGACAGGAUAUUUCCUGUUGCAGCCGUGGGACUUUAAGUCGUCCACCCACUCGCCUCACCUUGGCGUCACUGUGACGGUCAGGGACCCCAACCAUGAGGUUUUGAUGAGCAAGCGCUACGGAAUCUUUGCAAAAUUCACCUUCACGGCACACGCGUCCGCUCAGCACUUCCUCUGCUUCCAAACCAAUUCUACCAGUUUCUCCGUCUUCGCUGGAGAACGUCUUAAAUUACAUUUGGAUGUUCAGAUAGGCGAGCAUGUUAUGAAUCCGAAAGCCGACAGAACCAAAGACAACUUGAAGACACUGGAAUACGGGCUGGAACAUCUCAUUGAUCAGAUGGUGCUCAUCACCAAGCAGCAGGAUUAUCAGCGGGAAAAGGAGGAGUUCUUUCGUCAGACCAGUGAGGACACCCACAGUACAGUGCUGUGGUGGGCCGUGGUGCAGACCAUCCUCCUGCUUUUGGUCGGUUUCUGGCAGAUGAAGCAGCUCAAAGAUUUCUUCAUCGCCAAGAAGCUCGUCUAGUCACCAUCUGUCAAUCAUGGGAAAAUCACGUCAUUUACUUGAAGUACAUUAUUGCCAUGGUGAUUACUUAUACAUUUACAACUAAGAACAGGGCUUCCCAAACUGUUUGGGAUUAUUCUGGUUCUUCCGAGGAAUCCUAAAUUAAUACAUGUAGUAUGUACAGUAAUUCACUAACAUAUACCGUACAUAAUCUAUUUAUAAGAAUCACAGCAAACAUUUUGGGCCCUGAUACACAGUGUGGGAAACCCUGCCUUAAAAUAGUCAUAACAUUAAUUACAGUACGGGUUUAUAGCUCGAAAGCAGGUCGUGUUUUUUUUCUUCACAAUUUAAAACAGUUCCCAGCUGUUUUAGAAGCGUCUGUAGCAUGCUUUAAUCAAAAUACCUCGAGGAUGAAAAAUCAUACACACAUUUUUAUAGAACAUUUCUUGCUAUUUUGAAAUUGGCUCAUUUCAGGGCCAAACAUAUCGCCCCCAUUUUGUCCUACAAGCCCAACUUUGGUUCUAUCAUCAACUCGUCAACUGCUUGCCUCAAUUAGUAGAAGUAGAACCCGGAGUAACCUCGAAGACAAUUAAAGCAUUUUUGUGGUGCAUGGACACAUUGCCAAAAACAAAAACUGCCGCUGUACCCUAGUUGCUAACAACUUCACAGAGCAAUAAAGAUCUUCAAAAACCAA
Molecule: messenger RNA, 1390 nt
Organism: Syngnathus typhle (broad-nosed pipefish)
Lineage: Eukaryota; Metazoa; Chordata; Actinopteri; Syngnathiformes; Syngnathidae
Product: transmembrane emp24 domain-containing protein 11
Exons: 5
Coding region: 73-717 (214 amino acids)
Biological process (GO): Golgi organization; endoplasmic reticulum to Golgi vesicle-mediated transport; intracellular protein transport
Cellular component (GO): COPII-coated ER to Golgi transport vesicle; endoplasmic reticulum-Golgi intermediate compartment; endoplasmic reticulum
Source: RefSeq, a predicted model, not a curated record